This is a messenger RNA of Engraulis encrasicolus (European anchovy), 1406 nucleotides long. RefSeq names its product splicing factor 3b, subunit 4 (gene sf3b4). Gene Ontology annotation, molecular function: RNA binding. The coding region runs from base 52 to 1266 and encodes 404 amino acids. Gene Ontology annotation, cellular component: nucleolus; U2 snRNP; U12-type spliceosomal complex. Gene Ontology annotation, biological process: positive regulation of mRNA splicing, via spliceosome. The record is from RefSeq and is a predicted model, not a curated record. Lineage: Eukaryota; Metazoa; Chordata; Actinopteri; Clupeiformes; Engraulidae. The transcript is spliced from 6 exons.
AACACAAAAGCCAAUUCACUUCCGGUGUAAGGAAGCCUAGCCGUCGCAAACAUGGCGGCAGGGCCGAUUUCAGAACGUAAUCAAGAUGCCACUGUGUAUGUGGGUGGCUUGGAUGAGAAGGUGUCGGAACCUCUCCUGUGGGAGCUCUUCCUGCAGGCUGGACCCGUUGUCAACACACACAUGCCCAAAGACAGAGUGACGGGGCAGCACCAAGGGUAUGGCUUUGUGGAGUUCCUGAGCGAGGAGGAUGCCGACUACGCCAUAAAGAUCAUGAACAUGAUCAAGCUGUACGGCAAGCCCAUCCGCGUCAACAAGGCCUCGGCGCACAACAAAAACCUGGACGUGGGCGCCAACAUCUUCAUCGGCAACCUGGACCCCGAGAUCGACGAGAAGCUCCUCUACGACACGUUCAGCGCCUUUGGCGUCAUCCUGCAGACGCCAAAGAUCAUGCGCGACCCCGACACGGGCAACUCCAAGGGCUACGCCUUCAUCAACUUUGCCAGCUUCGACGCCUCCGACGCGGCCAUCGAGGCCAUGAACGGCCAGUACCUGUGCAACAGGCCCAUCACCGUCUCGUACGCCUUCAAGAAGGACUCCAAGGGCGAGCGGCACGGCUCGGCGGCUGAGAGGCUGCUGGCGGCGCAAAACCCGCUCUCGCAGGCCGACCGGCCGCAUCAGCUGUUCGCCGACGCCCCGCCACCACCGACAGUGCCCACGCCCGUCUUGACCACCCUCGCGCAGGGCUUGCCCAUGCCAGGCAUGCCUCCACCAGGUGCUUUCCCGCCGGUUCCUCCGCCCGUCUCCAUGCCUCCUGGGAUGCCCCCGGGUAUGACCAUGCCCCCUGGCCCUGGGGGUGCCGGCGGACAAGGGGGACCAGGAGGACCUCCACCCGUCCCCCCACCAUUCCACCAUGGCAUGCAGCCACCAAACAUGCCUCCGAUGCCCAUGGCACCCCCUGCCCCGCCUGGCAUGGUGCAUCCUCCUGGACCUCCAGGUGCCAACCAGCACCAGCACCAGCAUCAGCACCAGCACAGGGCUCCCCCGCCAGGCAUGCCCCCACCCCCGAUGGGCAUGCCUCCCCGAUCGCAUUUCGCCCCUCCUAUGGGACCACCGAUGGGUAUGAGAGGCCCACCUCCUCCCAUGCCCCCGCCAGGCUACGGUGGCGGCCCGCCCCGGCCCCCUCCCUUCGGCUUCCAGAGAGGACCUCCGAUGCCUCCACGACCCCCACAGCCACCCAGGGGGCCCAUGAGACCAAUGCCCCCUUAGACUUCCACCGUCAGACGCAUCAUGUUUUUAAUUUCGUUCUUAGCUUUUUCACAGGUGACUUUUUGUUAUUUUGUAUCUAAUUUCUUCGUGUCAUUGACCAAUUUGUAAUUGGACAGAGAAUUAAAAUUUCUUUGCUUACA